GUCUCAGUCAUUGGACCUCUGCUAUGGAACAUUUUUUGCGAUAAGCUGCUCCGCCUCACGCUUUCGUGACAUUUGUCUCAUAAGAUUUGCGGAAGAUGCGGCAGUGAUCGGGACUGGCAAAACGACGGAGGCAUUGGAAGAUGCACUGAACACUGCCCUAAACCUGAUCGACGAAUGGAUGGUGUACAAUGAUCUCCAGAUAUCCACUGCUAAAACGUUGGCGAUCAUGCUGACUACUAAACGUGAGUACGUUCGAUCAAGAUUAUUUUUUUGGAGAAGAGUUAAUUGUCCUAUAAGCUGAGGUGCGUUAUUUGGGAAUCUAGCUCAGCACGUCACUCGAAUUUAAAAACCAUAUAUCAAAGGUUCGGCUGAAAAGCCUCUACAGGCUAAUGCCCAACGUUGGUAGCCCCAAGUCUAUCAAGAGGAAACUUCUUGUCUUUGUCGUCCAAAGCCAGUUAUUUUACGCGAUUCCGGUAUGGGAUUCUUCCCUAGUAUACCAAAAUCUUUGUCAACUGUUAUUAGGGUCAUAAAGUAACAUGGCUCUUAGGGCAUAUUGUGCCUAUGGAACUGUUUCGACCUCGACGAUAUUUGUGGUGGCAGGUGAGACUCCGAUUCAUCAUAUGGCACUUGGAUGGUGCGUUAAGCGAUGAGUGCUCAAGAAUGGAACCAGUCCUCAUGAGGGCGAACAGGAGGUCGAGUGCCGAAUUUGGCAGUGGUGGCAGGCUGAAUGGGACGUAG
This is a messenger RNA of Cinara cedri, 738 nucleotides long. NCBI's taxonomy places the organism in Eukaryota, Metazoa, Arthropoda, Insecta, Hemiptera, Aphididae. The record is from the annotation of a GenBank genome assembly.